This is a messenger RNA of Eucalyptus grandis, 2468 nucleotides long. RefSeq lists its product as uncharacterized. Gene Ontology annotation, molecular function: protein binding. The transcript is spliced from 10 exons. Bases 79 to 2271 code for a protein of 730 amino acids. NCBI's taxonomy places the organism in Eukaryota, Viridiplantae, Streptophyta, Magnoliopsida, Myrtales, Myrtaceae. The record is from RefSeq and is a predicted model, not a curated record.
UUGUAGGAAAGUAGAAAGUCUCUUUUGCAUUCUCCGUUUGCUUUGUUGUUGAAAGACUGUAACCAGGACAGCAAUUCAAUGGCGACGCAACUAAGCAAACAACAAGGGAGCUCGAAUCAUGCAGAACCACCAGCAGAUGUUCAAGUUCCAAACGAGAAAAAAUACGAUGUUCAUGUAACCGUUGGAUCAGCUCCUUCUCAAUCCAGAGGUGCCCUAGAAAUAUCGAAGAUGGAAGUGGAUGGACCCUGUAACCCACCAUCGUUGCAAGCUGCAUUCAGGGGCGAUUGGGAAUCUGCUAAAAGAUUCUUCGAACAAGAUCCUGCUUCAAACAUAACCCUGACCUUGCAUUUUCCAACCGAGAAAAAAGAUGAUGUCAAAGAUGAAACCGUUGGAUCCUCCCCUCAAUCCAGAGGUGCCCCAGUGGAAGUGAAUGAACUCUAUUACCGACCAUUGUUGCAAGCUGCAUUUAGGGGCGAUUGGGAAUUUGCUAAAAGAUUUUUCAAUCAAGAUUCUGCUUCAAAGACGACCAAAAUAACACGCAGAUCAGAAACAGUGCUCCACAUAGCUGCUUUGAGUGCACAAGACCAAUUUGUUGAGAAGCUGGUUGAGCUCUUGACUCCAUAUCCGUAUGUGCUUGAAAUGGUUGAUUGGGAUGGCCGCACAGCCCUCCACAUUGCUGUCCUGUGUGGAAGGAUAAGGAUGGUCAAGGUAUUAGUUAGAAGUAAUCAUAAUUUGACCAAAAUUGAAGAUAAUAAAGGACGUGUUCCUUUGGGAAUAUCUGCUCUGGAAGCUUCUAUGCAUAAGGAGAUUGCCUGGUUCUUGGCAGAAAAUACAACUGACAAUGAGCCUGCGAUAGACACCAUUAUAGAUCUCGUCUAUGCUGGCCAUCUAGAUAUCGCCCUUUAUCUAGUCAGGCGGUACCCUCACUUAAUUAUCAAGAAAAAAGGUGGGGAUGAUAAAGAAGAUGAUAAAGAAAGUGAGGAUGAUAAAAAAGAUGACAAAAAAAGUGAGGAUGAUAAUGAACGCUAUUCUAUACUGGACGCAUUGGCGUCGAGGGAGUCUAACUUUCCCAGUGGGACCAGGCUCAAUGUCAUGGAAAAAUUGAUAUACAAAUGUAUUCCGGUGGACUUGAACUACAGACCAACAGCGCUUCAAAGUCUUACAAGAUCACUUCGGAAUGCUGCCAAAAUUGUAGUUCCUAUAGUUAAGAGGAUUCACGAGGUGAAGUUGCGACACAUGGCAGCAGUCGAGUUGGCAAAACAAGUUUGCAAUGCUAUCUCUGAUUGGGAAUCUACCGAGAUCACCGAGUUUAUCCUAGAGCAAGACGUGUUGGGUGAAGCUACAAUAAGGGGCAUCAGUGAAAUCGUGAAGAUACUUAUUCAGUUUUUCCCGGAGCUUAUUUUGGUUUCGCCUGAUGAUGAUAGUGAUGACGACAGGUUGACGACAAGUGCUGUGAAGUAUCGCCAAGAAAGGACUCUCAGACUCUUUUUGAAGGUAAGCUCGACCAAUAAGUUGUCAUUAGUUCCAGGGCCUACAGAGAAAGAAUCGAAGAAGAUGAUGGACGCAGCAGCAGAGUAUGCAGCAGCAGAGUACUACCCUAGUUUCGAUGCAGUAACUAAUGUGGCCGGAGCAGCAUUUCAGAUGCAAAGAGAACUCCAAUGGUACAAGGCCGUGGAAAGCUGGAGUAUCCCUGGUAUGGCAUCCAACUACUACGACAAGAAAACAUAUUGGAAUAAAUUUGUGGACAACCACAAAGAUUUGCUUGAGAGUGGAGAGAAGUGGAUGAAGGACACGGCAAAUUCAUGUAUGCUUGUCUCAACUCUAAUUGCCACAGUAUUAUUCGCCGCUGCUUUCACUGUGCCUGGAGGCAAUAACAACAAUACUGGAGUCCCCUUGUUGUUAGGACAUGAAUCUUUCUUGGUUUUCGCAAUUUCGGAUGCUUUAGGUUUGUUCUCAUCCGUGACGGCCAUCUUGCUAUUCCUAGCCAUCUUAACUUCGCGGUAUGAGGCACAAGAUUUUCUCGAAUCAUUGCCUAGGAAGAUCAUAAUGGGCCUUUCUUUCCUCUUCCUCUCCUUGGCUUUCAUGCUAGUGGCCUUCGCUGCAACUCUCUCAAUUGUGCUGGACAAGAGACCGAAGUGGCUUCUCAUUCCCAUUAUUUUGCUGACCAUCCCCGCAUUUUUAUUCUUAGUACUACAGCUUCCCCUACUACACCAAAUGGUUAAAUCCACUUAUGGAACCAGCAUCUUUCGUCCCGAGAGCAAUUCGGAGUGAGGCAUAAUUAUUGGACGUGAUCACGUGAUUGACGAAUUUGAUUUGAGGGUGUAUAUCUCCAUUAUAGUUGGUUGUUUGUCAUGGGACCAAAGUGAUGCUGAAUGUAUUUCCUCAAUGUAUUUGAACAACUACUAUGCAUUAUGUUUCCUACCUUGUUACCAAAGAUCGAUUUAUAGAAUAAUCCGAUCAAUUUAAAA